UACAAACACACACAGAGCUCCUAUUGUUUGCAGCCCUUCACAAGCCCACUGAUCCUAAUAUGGAAUUCAGCAGGAAACCCAUGAUUUCCUGACACACAGCAAGCUGAAGAAAGAAAGGAAAAACUCCAUUAAAAACCUCCAGCUUUCCUCCAUGUUAGACAUGAAAUGGAAAAUGGAGUGGAUUUAGCAGGAAUCCCCGAUUCCUCUGGAGAAGGGGAGAAGAGAAUCAACACCUCAGACUGCUGAUAUUUUUAAAGUUGCAAUAAAUAUCAAGGUCUCUGUGACAGGAUGAGUGUUUCCUGACUCAAGCUCACAAGAAAGGACAAUCCUUUUUUUAAAAUCGAUGUAUCAUUUAUUUACCUCAAUGCUUCUCUUUACGGAUAUGGUAAUUGCUCGAGGCGGCUGGAACAGCCUGGAAAUAUUAGUAUGAUUUCCUGAGGUUGAGAGCGUCCCAAACUCAGGAAGAGUCAAUACAAUCGCACUUCAUUUUUCCUUCAUGUGCACUUGGAAGUCCUGGGACCAGCAGCAGCACCAGCAAGAAUGAACUGCAAGGAAGAAGAUGGCAACAGCACCGACUGCAGCAGCAAUAACGUGAAGAAGAUGUUGAAGUGCGUGGUGGUUGGGGAUGGUGCGGUUGGGAAAACCUGUCUGCUGAUGAGUUAUGCCAAUGAUGCCUUCCCGGAGGAGUACGUGCCCACUGUAUUUGACCACUAUGCAGUGACUGUGACUGUCGGAGGCAAGCAGCACUUGCUGGGGCUAUAUGAUACUGCAGGGCAGGAGGACUACAAUCAGCUGAGACCCCUCUCCUAUCCCAGCACAGAUGUGUUCUUGAUCUGUUUUUCUGUGGUGAACCCUGCCUCUUACCACAAUGUCCAGGAAGAGUGGGUGCCUGAACUGAAAGUCAGCAUGCCGCAUGUGCCUUAUGUGCUCAUAGGAACACAGAUUGAUCUUCGUGACGAUCCCAAAACUUUGGCUCGACUACUUUAUAUGAAGGAGAAACCCCUCACUUACGAACAUGGAGUGAAGCUGGCUAAAGAGAUUGGAGCACAGUGUUAUUUGGAAUGUUCAGCCCUGACACAGAAAGGCCUUAAAACAGUCUUCGAUGAAGCAAUCCUCACCAUUUUUCACCCUAAGAAAAAGAAGAAACGCUGCGUGACGUGCCACAGCUGCUGUACAGUGGUAUGAGGUCACUUGAAAAGCAAAGCAGGACAGUGCUCUUGUUCAACUAAACCCCCCAGGUUAGAAUGGCAAUGAGCGUCACACGCAAACUGAAAUGGGGAACAUGACCAGAAAGGAGACCUAUUAAAUCAUAUACGAUUCCUCCAUUCUGUGAAACCUCAGGCUGUAACGUGUUAGCCAGCUAAUGUCUAUUUGCUUUCCUAACCCUAUAGAGCUGUAUGCAGCCUGUUCCCACACUAUGCUCGUUUGCACUGACCCAGUAUAAAACAGGAUGUCUGCUAAUGGCUGACUCUGAAUCAGGUUAGGGUGCUGUGUUGAAAACUUUAAAGACACUGUAAAACCACCAAGAAAAACUUCAUUUGUGGCCUUAAGCAAGAAUUGAUCAAAAGUAUAAAUUUAUAAUACUUAAGAAUUAAAUAUGAAUGGAUCAAAAGCACUGAGAAAUCAUUAGGAGUUUAAUAUGUAAUCAUAUACAUUAUAUAUAGGAUAUACUUUCAAAUUACUUUUCUUUAUAAAAUACUCACUCAUUUCAGGAUCUACUUUAGUUUGUUUAAAAUGACAUGAAAGCAAAGCGGUAGUGACUCCAAUUCCCAGUCAUUUAACUCAUGUUACAGCAUCAAGCCAUCAAAAUGGAUCAAUAUUUACCUCCAGAUUGAAGGAAUGUUCUUUUUACUACACAAAAUGACAAAUAUCGCCGUUUUACACAGAAUGUGUCCAGGCUGAGCCAGGGGGUUUUCAGAAGCUGGGUGAGGGAAAACAGUGUAAGUGAAAAACUGUAGCAUAAAUUUGCAGAAACAAAGUGAUCAUAUCACCAAAAAAAAUCUUGUGACAGACAUGAAAAACCAGGGAGGUGUUGCAUUAGCAUGAGUAUUAUAAAGUCACUCUACAGAUUGGGUGCAUUUCCACAUCUCACCCAGCGGAUGAAAACAAAACCAAACAAGCCAAAGUCACAUUGAUGUGAAGUGCUUUACAAUGAUCCAGUUGCCUUAUUUGAAAUAGUUUUUUAGAAAUGAUCUUGUGUAAAGGUAUUAAUUGGAGCGGACUUUUAAACAUGUCUAUUUACUGUAGUCCUCUCUUCAUUGCUUUGUCUGUGUCGUCCAUGUUCAUUAUUGCAAUUAGCAGUUAAGGUAUAGUGUGGGUAUGCUACUCAGGAACUUUCUUUCAGACAAUAUGCAGGAUGAUGUGCUGCGGCAUGCAGUCCGGAGACAGGAAGCCUGAACCUCAAGGGAAUGAAAGCUGACAAUAAGCACUCUUUACUGUUGAAUAAAGUGGGCCCUUUUGCUAAGGUUUCUCCAGGGAGCCUGUUGUUUUGCACAUCACAGCAAGAUGCCGUUAUACCACAGACACUCGGAGGUGAACUGUGAGGGUGUCUUAUUACUUACAUCUGCCUACGAGUGCCUUGGAAAUGCCCAUGUAGCUGUCUUGUUAUGGAUUUCAUUUCUGAUCGUACCUCUCCAAGGCAUACAAUUACAGUGCCAGCAAAUCCAUGUUUCUAGACCUAUAAAGUAAUUCCCUGAAAAAAGCAACUGCCAGAGUCAGUGUUUCCAGCCCUAGUAUGGAACUGCACCCUCUCUCACCAGCAAAGUACUAGCACGGGGAUUAAUUUACCCACCCAGUGCUUGGAACAGCCAGCAUUCUCCUCUUCGGAUGUACUGUACAGUGCUUGAGUCUACAGAAGGGCAGCUAGACAGCCUCUGCCAUUAACAGGAGAUUGAGGAACCAAUCCUACAGUCCUUACUCAGGCAAAACUCCCACUGGCUUCAGUGGGAUUUUGAGUAAGGACUGUAGCAUUCGGCCCAAAGUAAGCAACACCAUAGAUACAAGGCCCAAUCCCAUAUUCAUUGCAAUCAAAGACAAAACUCCCAUUGACUUCAGUGAUGACAGUAUCCUUUACUACACAGAUAUUUAUAGAAGGUUUUCCUAUGUGAGAUCGUUGUCAUUAUAUUGUAAAAGCCUUGCUCUGGAUUCCAGCUGCACGGCGCCCAUUAAAAUCAGUGGGGAGUACAUGGCUAGAAUGUACUGGCUGUAACUUAAGGGUAAAUGAAGCAAUUUCUGUUUUAGUAAAUGCAACUCAUUAGAAUUCAAGGGCCCUCAAGCCUAAGGACACUAAUUUAUGCUUUGCCGUUGACUCUAAGAGAGCAGGAUCAGAUGCCAAAACAUUUAUAUCAGUACAGGUCUCCCAUUAUCUCCGAGACGCAAGGGAUAUUUAGCUAUGGUAUUGGUAAAUAAGCAUCUUUUGCUAUAUUAUUGCUAAGGAUACGAUUCUGUCGUGGAGGUUAAUGAUUCCAUGACUUUCUGGGACCUCCGGGACUUCUUCCAGGGCAGGGCUGGAGCAGGUGUCAGCCCCAGGACCGCCAAAGCAGCAGCUCCAGGGCUGAAGCAACGGCCAACGUUAGGUCAGCCCCACUGGGGCCGCUGGAGCAGAUAGCUGGUGGUUGAUCUCAGGGUCACCAGACCGCAGUCCCCCAGCCUCUGGAAUGGUAGCCGGUCCCAGGACCACCAGAGCAGUGAUCCUCCAGGCUGCCGGUCAGCUCUGGAGUCGCUGGAGCAGCAAUCCCUGGGCAGCUGGAGCAGCUGGCCAGCAGUUGCCCCAGAGCAGUGGCUGGGCUUGGAUGAGCCCUCCUGAGAAUGGAGCAGCAGCGGGGUCAGCCCCCAGUAGCACUGGUUGUUAGUCCCCCAUCCUGCCCCCGCAAGGUAUUUUUUUUGUAAAAGUCAGGAACUGUUUAUUGCCCCUGACCUGUCCCUGACUUUAGUAAAAAUACCCGUGACAGAAUCUUAACCUUAAUUAUUACACAGUGGAAUUGUGAUAAACAUUGGGUCACUGUCCGUGGACAUGGCUGAAAAUGAAGUUGUAGUAAGUCAGAGAUGCUAAAGGAAAUCCUGUGUGCGCCUUAGGGUAUAAAUCCCUAGUGAACACUCUGGAUCCCCUUUCAUCCUGUCAAAGGGGUUGCCUUAGAAUAUGUUGACAGAAAGUUUGGGAAACGUAGCUCAGAGCAGAAAGCAAGCCCGGCGAUGAUGCCAUUUUCUUCCGUACGAAAGGAGCUGUGGUUUGCAUCUCAGUUAGGUGAAUGUGUUAAUUUCCUAGUGCAGCUGGCUGCAGGUAGCAUGUCUGGCAGUGGGUUCCCUGGACUCCCACGUAUCAGAGGUGCAGCAGGAAAGCUAGGAGCAGAUUGAAUAUAGAAAUGUUUGGGGACUAUUUUAUUGACUUAGGGCCUGACCCAAAUCCCCAUGACAUGAACAAAAGCCCCGCUCCCCCAACAAUUUGUUUCAAAGGACUUGGUAUCAAGGAUUUAGAGCUCAAUCUAACCUCACUGAGGUUUGCCACUGAUUUCAGUGGAAGACGGCAUGCUUAUUCCGUUCCCCGGGAAUUGAGUCGAUAUACAGUAUACAUAUACCUAUGAGUCCCUGGGUAAGGGAGAAAUGGGGGCCAAGUGUCUUUCACCUGAACUGCAAUACAUGCCCUAAGGUUGGAUCUGCCAGAUAAUGUUACAGCUUCUCUAAACUGAAGAGAAACGAAAACUCUAGAUUGACAGCUGAGCUUAUCAUAAAAUAAUAAGUACUUUGGAAAAAUGCAAUAUAUCAUUCCCAUCGUGCCUCUGAGGAAGCCACAAAUAAUCGAAUGAUGGGGUUUGGGUGCUGUUUAAUAUCAAUGGUGCCUGUUAAUAAUGAUGGUAUGACAUAUGAUAGGCAUGUUAAAUCAGAAAUUAAAUUACCAAUUAUAUCAUUACUAUAACUGCAGUAAUUUUGGGAAACUAAAUACUGUGAUAAUAGAUGCUAAAAUGCUAAUAUCCUCAUAUAUUGAAAACUACAGACCUCUGUACAAAUCAUUGCAUAGCAGAGAAAGCAGAUGGAGGAAUAUUAUUAUUCAUGAAAAAAUAUUUUAAUUAAUGCGAGGCAAGACUUUUUUGCACUUAUAAAGUGAAGUAAAUCAAUUUUGCAAGGUGAUAAAACUGUGAAUUAAAGUGAUGCUUUCAAGCUGCUUAUGACCAAAAUUUGACCUAUCCUCAAAGGGUAACAAUCCACUUAGAAAUGGCCUCUGGAUUCUAUGUAUUUUUUAAUUUCCUGCCAUCAAAAAGAAAUGUUUUAAAUAUACCCACACUUUAUGUAGGUCCUACAAGGCCAAAUUUUCAAAAAGCCUCUUUAAUUGCCCCCUUGUCUCCCAGCCCUGUAUUUGUGAGUGCACAUAUUUCUAUGCCCAGUAACUUCCCAGCUGUAAAACUCACUAUGUAUUUUUGAGGGAAGGAGCUCGGCUUGCAUGGGUAAAUGUGAGUUGUAGAGGCACAAGUUGAUGCCCUUUCCAAAUAUUGUGGGCAGAGUUAAGGAUGACCUUUGAAAAUUGGCCUACAGUACCUUUUCUGCUACGGAGCCAGCAGAUGGAGUAUGAACUGAUGAGCAAAGACUUGUUGUGACAACACUGAUGGUUCUAAAGCAGAAACACGGAAAUGAAUAGAAACAUCAGAUUAUUUUUCAAGCACCAUUAGAAACAACAGAAUCAAUAAAUAUUUGCCUACUGAAAGGCUGUAGACCAGCAAUCUAACGUUACGGUGCCAAGCACCUGCAGUGCCCACUGGAAAUCAGGCCCUGAAUUCAUAAGGAAGGCAAAUGUUAUUUUAAAGCCUAUUAGAAUAAGUAAAGAGUAAAAACUACUCCAAGAAAUUAUUUGACAAUGAUAAUAGUUUAUCUCAAUUGAUGUCAAAGCCGUUUCUGACAGACCUACUUUUGUUAAUAGCCUAUUAUCUUUUCAAAUGCUUUCAGAUCUUAAAAAGAAUGUGCUAAAUCCUAGCCUGGGCCUUUUUUAAAAAACCUACAUAUUCUAUCAAGAGUUGGUUUUAAUUAAUAACUAAAAUGUAAAUAGGGUCCCAGCAAAAAUUUGCGUGGUGAGCUCUUUGACGGUGCAUGCCAAUAAAUGGAUGCUUUGUUGUCACACCGGGUCUGAUCAAACAAUCCUAAUGCUUACAGGACUUCCAGAGACUUCAACCUCAGUUAUGUAUAUAUAUGUAAUGCAGGAGAGGGCACUUAGCAAUUAAACAAAAUAUAUUCCUGCAGAUAGGAGGGCUUGUCUGUCUUGCAUGAGAAAUUUCUUCAGCCUAAUAAAAUUCAAGAGCUUUUCUAAUUAAUUUGGAAGAAGGCUUUUGUCUUUAUUAUUAUUUUUACGGGAACAAUUCUGAACCAAGCUGCCACCAGCGACAAACUUUGUUAAGCUUGGUACUCUUAACAUACAAACAUUCUCAAGUCCAUAAAACUGAAUGCAGAGCCUGGGGCAUGUGGCCUGGACUUGAAAACUAAAGCUGAUCUUUUCAGAACUGUCUGAAUUGGGCAUUCAGCUCCCUUAGGCAACUUUAGAUCUCUCAGCCUAAAGGUACCAAAGUGGUAUCUAAUGAGGAGCAACAAGAAAAAUGUUUGCACACAUAUAUUUAAAGACCCGAUCCAAAAGCCGCUGAUGCUGAUAGGAUCCUUUCAGUUGACUUCAAUGGGCUUCCAAUCAGGCCCUAAAUUCAACAAUAAUAUACGCUAUGUUUAGUGGUAUUUCUGUGAUCUAUUUUAACGAGAUUGCCCAUGUUGCCUGUUCCCCUGUCAUGUCAUGUAGGAGAGGAUGCUACUGACUUAGCGUGGGUCAGAUUGUGGCUGGCCCUGCACGCUGGUGCAAUGGAGUAAGGGGAUAUGAGGCGCACCCUUAUUCUUUUGUGUCAUACCACCCCUUGUAGCACAUGGGCAGUAGCAGGUUGCACAGCACCAGUAUGUCUCUCUCCCUUUUGCCCUGUAGGUCCUAGCCCUAGUGAGUAUGCGUAUCUCUCACUGAUCUGCCUUUUAAAUAUCUACCGCACAACUUGUAAAGAACAAGCUGUUACAUCAGCUCAAGAAACAAAAUGUUUUUCUCAAGAAGGGCCCAAUCCGGCACCCAGUGACGUCAAUGGGAGUCUUUCCAUUGACUUCAGUGGGUUUUGGAUUCGACCCUGAAAGCCUGCAUUGUUAAUAAUCUGAGAAUUAAAUGCUAAAGAUUAAGAUAGCUCAGAAAGGAAGCCCUCCUCCCACUGGUGUCAGUGGCCAAACUCCCACUGAGUUCAACAAGAGCAGGAUCAGGUGCCUGAAAGACAAGCUGCAACACCAAAGAGGUUUGCUUGAUCAGUGUCUCCCAUCAAAAUCAUAGAAUCACUGAAUAUCAGGGUUUGAAGGGACCUCAGGAGGUCAUCUAGUCCCACCCCUGCUCAAAGCAGGACCAAUCCCCAACUAAAUCAUCCCAGCCAGGGCUUUGUC
This is a messenger RNA of Trachemys scripta elegans, 7434 nucleotides long. RefSeq names its product ras homolog family member J (gene RHOJ). Lineage: Eukaryota; Metazoa; Chordata; Testudines; Emydidae. The record is from RefSeq and is a predicted model, not a curated record. The transcript is spliced from 5 exons. Gene Ontology annotation, molecular function: GTP binding; GTPase activity. Gene Ontology annotation, biological process: small GTPase-mediated signal transduction. The coding region runs from base 541 to 1185 and encodes 214 amino acids.